Molecule: messenger RNA, 402 nt
Organism: Suillus subaureus
Lineage: Eukaryota; Fungi; Basidiomycota; Agaricomycetes; Boletales; Suillaceae
Exons: 1
Coding region: 1-402 (133 amino acids)
Source: RefSeq, a predicted model, not a curated record
AUGAUCAACCCCACCCCAGGCAACCUCCUAUUCCUGCUAGGCACCAGCCAUGCAGACAUAGUCUCCAAGACCCGCAAAGCACUAGAAAAAGUAAAACCUGCUAAUCUAACAGACAAAGAUGAUGUCAAGGUGAUAACCCAACUCAAGAACGGAGGACUAACCAUUGAAUUAACUACAAAAACUCUAUCCGACUGGCUGCAAUCUCCAGAAGGCAGGACAGCACUAAUGAACGAACUUAGUAUCCCAGCCAACCUUCGUGAGCCUACCCUAGGCCUCAUUAUCCAAUACCUCCCAACCAACCUCCCUAUUGACUGCCAAGACUUCUUAGACCUAGUUGCCAAGGAAAAUCACCUGAAAAGGGAACACCUCUCAACCAUUCACUGGAUUAAACCCCCACACUGA